AGCUUAUGUUAUUGGGGUUCAUAUCGUUGCUCCUAACGGUAGGACAAGGUCCAAUAUCAAGGAUAUGUAUAUCAGAAAAAGUUGCAGGGACAUGGCACCCCUGCAGAGAUGAGGAAGAGACCGGAGACUCGUCAAAUGAAGAAUCAGAACAAAAAAUCACUGGUCGCAGAUUACUAGCCGCGUUCUUUGGUUCGUACGAGGAAAUUCCUCGACGUGUUUUGGCGGGAGGAGGAAGCGACAAUUGUCCCGAGGGUAAAGUCCCGUUUGUGUCAUCGGAUGGUAUUCAUCAACUCCAUAUAUUUAUCUUCGUGCUGGCUGUUUUUCACGUCCUUUACUCUGUUCUCACUAUGGCUCUAGGAAGAUUAAAGAUGAAAAGGUGGAAGCGAUGGGAAGAGGAAACCAAGACAGCUGACCAUCAAUUUUCAAACGAUCCCGAGCGGUUCAGAUUUGCGAGGGAUACAUCAUUUGGGAGAAGACACUUGAGUUUCUGGACCAAAAAUUCUGUCCUCAUUUGGAUUGUUUGUUUCUUUAGGCAGUUUGUACGGUCAGUUCCUAAAGUGGAUUACUUGACCUUGAGACAUGGAUUUAUAAUGGCACAUUUGGCUCCUCAAAGUCACUCGCAGUUUGAUUUUCGGAAAUAUAUAAAACGAUCGUUGGAGGAGGAUUUCAAAGUUGUUGUAGGAAUCAGUCCUCCAUUCUGGUUCAUCGCAGUGGUGUUUCUCCUCUUUAAUACUCAUGGCUGGUACUCUUAUCUAUGGAUGCCAUUUAUUCCUUUGAUUAUCCUCCUAUUAGUCGGAACCAAGCUGCAAGUAAUCAUAACUGAGAUGGGACUAAGAAUUCAUCAAGGAGGAGUGGUUCUGAAGGGCGUGCCGUUGGUGCAGCCAGGGGAUCACCUGUUCUGGUUUAACCGACCCGGCAUAAUUCUCAACCUCAUCAAUUUUGUCCUCUUUCAGAAUGCUUUCCAGCUUGCUUUUUUUUCAUGGAGUGCGCUUCAAUUUGGUAUUAGAUCCUGUUUUCAUUCGCAUACGGAGGAUGUGGUGAUCAGAAUCUCAAUGGGGUGA
Molecule: messenger RNA, 1061 nt
Organism: Gastrolobium bilobum
Lineage: Eukaryota; Viridiplantae; Streptophyta; Magnoliopsida; Fabales; Fabaceae
Product: MLO-like protein 6
Exons: 11
Coding region: 6-1061 (351 amino acids)
Biological process (GO): defense response
Cellular component (GO): membrane
Source: RefSeq, a predicted model, not a curated record